This is a messenger RNA of Hipposideros armiger (great roundleaf bat), 2165 nucleotides long. RefSeq names its product elongator acetyltransferase complex subunit 6 (gene ELP6). The coding region runs from base 102 to 902 and encodes 266 amino acids. The transcript is spliced from 7 exons. NCBI's taxonomy places the organism in Eukaryota, Metazoa, Chordata, Mammalia, Chiroptera, Hipposideridae. Gene Ontology annotation, cellular component: elongator holoenzyme complex. The record is from RefSeq and is a predicted model, not a curated record. Gene Ontology annotation, biological process: tRNA wobble uridine modification.
CCUUCCGCGUGAUUGUCAGUGCUGUGUGGUGCUCUCCAUCCUCCGUCGUCUCCGCGGCAAUUUUUGUUCCCCGUCUCCGGCGGUGGUCCCUAAAGCUGAGAAUGUUCCCAGAACUCAAUAACCUUCUCAACACCACCCCUGACAAGGUGGAGCAGGGGAAACUGACUCUACUCUGUGAUGCCAAGACAGAUGGCAGUUUCCUUGUGCACCAUUUUCUCUCCUUCUACCUCAAAGCUAAUUGUAAAGUCUGUUUUGUGGCACUCAUCCAGUCAUUCAGUCACUACAAUAUCGUGGGACAGAAGCUGGGUGUCAACCUGACCACGGCACGGGAACGCGGGCAGCUUGUGUUCCUCGAGGGUCUCAAGUCCUCGGUGGACGUCUUCUUCCGGGCUGAGGAGGAGCCACAUCCCCUGCAGUUCCUCAGGGAUGCCAACACUGGGAACCUGCAGCCGCUGUACGAAUUUGUGCGGGAGGCCCUACAGCCUGUGGACAAUGGGGAGGCCGCCUGGAGGUGCCCGGUGCUGCUGGUGGAUGACCUCAGUGUGCUGCUGAGCCUGGGCAUGGGGGCGGUGGCUGUACUGGACUUCAUCCACUACUGCAGAGCCACCGUGUGCUGGAAACUACAGGGAAACAUGGUAGCCCUUGUGCACGACAGUGGAGAUGCCGAGGAUGAGGAGAACGACAUCCUGUUAAAUGGCCUUAGUCACCAGAGCCACCUGAUCCUGCGGGCCGAGGGCCUGGCCACUGGCUUCUGCAGGGACGUGCAUGGGCAGCUGAAGGUCCUGUGGAGGAGACCACCACAGCCCACAGCCCAGCGGGAUCGGAGUCUCACUUACCAGUACAAGAUACAGGACAGGAGCGUAUCGUUUUUUGCCAAGGGACUGUCUCCUGCUGUUCUGUGACCUGACCGGGGCUGCCGAAGCUCCCUUGAGCUGGCUGUUUUCGGAGAUAGAAGACAAAACAACCAAGCAGGAAUGGAUCUUUACACCUUUGUAGUGGUAUUUCAGGCUGGACUGGCGGCUCCACUUGGACCCAGGGAUGGCUUAGUGGUGCUGUGACGGUGUGCCUUUGUUCCCCUGGGCUCUGCUCAGAAGACAGAUGAGGAAUCUGCAACCCUGCCUCUGCCAAGAGGGACACUGUGUGUUGAACCCUGGUAAAAGGGGUCCUUUGGAGCCUUCCUUGUAAAUGCACACAGCCCAACAGCCCAUUUUUGGUUGUUGUGCCUUUCAGAGCCAGAGUGGGUUUGAAUGUGCCAGCCAGGAGACAGUCCUGGAUGGCAGGCAUCCAAGGGGACAACUCGGAUAAUCAUGGCUGGCAUAAAGUGAGUUCCCAUAUCAUGGCUUCCCAUGGAUUGUCUCGUUUCAUUUUCAUCUUUGUCUUGCAAAGGUAUUGUCCUCUAAUCCAGUGGGGAAACAGCUUAGAAGGGUCUGGAAGGACGCUUAAGGCUGUAGGUAACAGAGGCCUGACUCUAGAGUCCACCCUUGCUGAUGGACCCUCACGGAAGCCUGAGGCGGGCUCCCCACCCAGUUCACAGCUUUGGCUGCUCCUGGUUUGGGCUUGCCUGUACCAUAUGCUGAUAAGGCUUUUCAUGUGAGGCCCCAGAUUGGCCCCAUGCAUGGCCUUGGUGAGAGGGCUAAAGAAUGUUCUUGCUGCCAGGCAGGAUGGGGCCUUGGUGAGGAGCAGGUGCCUCCCUCACCUGUGAGGAACACAGGAGGUGAGCUUUCACCCCAGCAUUCUGCAGGUGCCAACUUGCCACAGCACUUACGAGCUCAGCGGCCAUUCAAGGCCUAUGGGGUUGGGCAUAUCACAUUGGAUGCUACUUCUUUGUCACCUCAGGCAAGUUGUUAAAGCCUUGGGUGCUUCUGUUUUUGAAUCCUUAGAAUCGGGUUUAUCUUACCUGCCUGUAGAGGCCAUCACAAGGAUUGUAUGAGGUAAUAUACGUAAAGCCCAUCUCUGGGAAGGAGCCAACAGUCAAUGGUGCCUCAUUAUUAAUGGCUGCUAGUGUGAGCUCUGUACUAACCCUUAUCCUAUUGCCUGUCAGAUUCUGUUUAAUGGUACGCGCUAAGACGAUGUCUCUAGUUUAAGGAACGAACUUGGUCUAUCUCUGGUCUCUGGUGCUUGGUACAAACUCAAUAGUUAAUAAAGGCAUUGAGUGAAUAUCAACA